Messenger RNA from Opisthocomus hoazin, 1689 nucleotides. Lineage: Eukaryota; Metazoa; Chordata; Aves; Opisthocomiformes; Opisthocomidae. The record is from RefSeq and is a predicted model, not a curated record.
AUGACUGACCUCCAGCUGGACUUCACGUCACUGAUGACAAACCUUUGGUUCCUGCAGUCCAGCAAGUUUUCAGCUUAUGGCAUUGUAUGGAAAGCAAUCGAUCGCAGGACAGGAGAAAUAGUUGCCGUUAAAAAGAUUUUUGAUGCUUUCAGGAACAGAACAGAUGCUCAGAGAACAUUUCGAGAGAUUAUGUUCCUGCAGGAAUUUGGAGAACAUCCAAAUAUCAUCAAGCUGCUUGAUGUUAUCCAAGCUCAGAAUGACAAGGACAUCUACCUCAUCUUUGAGUCCAUGGAGACAGAUUUACAUGCUGUGAUUAAGAAAGGGAAUUUGCUGAAAGAUAUCCACAAAUGUUACAUUCUCUACCAAAUCCUGAAGGCAACUAAAUUCAUCCACUCAGGAAAUGUCAUUCACAGAGAUCAAAAGCCUUCAAAUAUCUUGCUGGAUGAAGACUGCUUUGUUAAACUUUGUGAUUUUGGGCUGGCCCGUUCUUUAUGUCAGAUGAAUGAGGACCAAGGCAACCCUGCUCUAACAGAAUAUGUGGCAACACGCUGGUACCGAGCCCCCGAGAUCUUACUUUCCUCUCAGAGUUACACUAAAGGUGUAGACAUGUGGAGCAUCGGCUGUAUUCUAGGAGAACUGCUACUUGGGAAACCUCUUUUUCCUGGAACAUCAACAAUGAAUCAAAUAGAGCAGAUCUUGAGGGUCAUUCCUGCCCCAUCCCCAGAAGAUAUUUUGGCUGUGCAAUCAGAUUACAGGGCCUCAGUUAUUAACCACAUGAGUUCCGGGCAGCGAGUAACAUUUGAGGAGAUUUUACCAUCCUCUACUCCAUUGCCUGCCUUGGAUCUUCUGAAGAAACUUUUAGUAUUUAACCCUGAUAAACGACUCACAGCAGAGGAGGCUCUGCAGCAUCCUUAUGUGAAAAGGUUUCACUGUCCUGCCAGGGAGCCCUCUCUGGAAUAUGAUGUGAUUCUUCCUUUAGGUGAUGAAAUCCAGCUGUCUGUGGCAGAAUAUAGAAAUAAGUUAUAUGAGAUGAUACUUGAAAAGAAAUUAAAUAGCCAUCCAAAGGAGCAAGUGCGGAGAGAAGACAUUCAACUAAGUCAGUCUGAAUCCAGGCCACUUCUUCCAAAUUCCAGUUCAGUGACUUUACCUACCAGGAAAGGCCAGAGAGAACCAACAUCACCUCUUCUAAAAACUUCGCAUGUGUGUGCUGGAACUACAACUAGUGUCCAGCCAGAAGUAUCCAGGCAGAGGGAAGAUUUAGCAAGAACUUCAUGUCACAGAUCAAAGAUCAAUGUGAUAUACAAUCCCAUAACACACACUGCUGUGCAAAGUAAUGCAAAUUCUGGUGUUGUGAUCAGGAACUGUUCUGCACCACCUUCUCAACAGGCCAGAAUCUCCUACAGUGGGAAACUGGGGAGACAAAUCACAUGGGCAAAUGCAAAUGCUCGGCUACCUCCUACAAGUGUACAGAACCUUUAUAAUAAUCCAAGAAAUACUCAGUUUCACAGCAAAGAUGUUAGUCCCCUUCUGAAGUCCAGUAAAAAGAUGUUCCAGAUUACUGCAAAUAUGGGAGCUGCUGGUGAUCCAAAAGCAUCAAUGGGCAGUUACUCUCAGGCCUAUGGAACCAUAUGUAAAUCUGCACUGCAGAGUCUUCCAAUAUCAAAGUCCUCCCAACAACAUGAGCAGUGA